This is a messenger RNA of Acipenser ruthenus (sterlet), 2436 nucleotides long. Its product is annotated as retinol-binding protein 2-like. Gene Ontology annotation, molecular function: fatty acid binding. Gene Ontology annotation, biological process: fatty acid transport. The coding region runs from base 1814 to 2302 and encodes 162 amino acids. The record is from RefSeq and is a predicted model, not a curated record. Gene Ontology annotation, cellular component: nucleus; cytosol. The transcript is spliced from 4 exons. Lineage: Eukaryota; Metazoa; Chordata; Actinopteri; Acipenseriformes; Acipenseridae.
ACAGUGGUUUGAUGUCAUAUGCACAACAAAUCAAAAUAACAGGAGUAAUGGGGUGUUCUGAUAAAUGUGCACACUACUGUAUAUAUUGAAUCAAUUCUUGCAUCAUUGAUGAUUCAUUGUAUAUAUAAUUCCCCAGAAACACAUUUUAUUUUAAAAGGGGUAAUUGAUUUGGGCCCAGACUGUGUCUGGACAUCAAAACACUUUAGAGACAGGAAGAAGACAGCAAGGCCGAUAGAGAAGUUCAGCCAGGAGCUCACAGACUCAGCAAGACCUCCAUCCAAACAAGACUGCUUGAUUCUGGCCUCAUGGGGAAAACCUGAUGGGGUUUUCUCAUCAUGGGGUAAUUGUCCUGUACUAUGAUUCUCAGACAAAGUUUUAGCAUCUGGUCUCAUUAGAUUUUGAGGUUAAAGAAUGAACUCUGGAGAUUCUAGAUAGCGGUAAUAAAUCUCUGUGAUCUUUGGUAAGGUUCAAAGCCACGCAGUGCUUUCACCUUUACCCUUUCCUAUUACACAAUGAAACUGUAAUGCAAGGGGAGCGGGACGACUGCCUUCGUGGCAUUUUAUGAAGUGAUUACAAAGUCGUGUUUCUUUUUUCUCUGAAUCAACAUUUUCCCAACAAAGCAUAAAAAUGAAAUGGUUAUCUACGGGAUUUAUUACAGUACACUAGAGUAAGGAAAAAAAAGAAAUGCAACCCUUACUUACUACAGAGCUAGUGACAAAAAACAGGGUUUCUUAUUGAAGAACUCCUGCAAGCACCAACAUCAUUUCUCACUAGGUUUGUGCUGUAAUGUAUUAGUUGGGUUUUCUUUUUGUGAUGCAAACUUUGCUCUGAUGCAAAGGCUCAGCAAACCAAGCCUUUGUAUUUUUAGACAUUAGAUAUGAUAUAGAAUUAUCUUUUUUUUAUUAUUUUAUUUCUUAGCAGACGCCCUUAUCCAGGGCGACUUACAAUUGUUACAAGAUAUCACAUUAUUUUUACUUACAAUUACCCAUUCAUACAGUUGUUUUUUUACUGGAGCAAUCUAGGUAAAGUACCUUGCUCAAGGGUACAGCAGCAGUGUCCUCCACCUGGGGUUGAACCCACGACCCCCCGGUCAACAGUCCAGAGCCCUAACCACUACUCCACACUGCUGCCCUGUCUUAGUUAGCAUAAAAAGCAAAUGUACUGAUUGCUAACUGGACAAAUAUCAGUUUCUCCUAAAGGUGGUGACAGCAAAUACCUUUAUUAUAUUUAAACCCCUGCAAGUCAGUGUGCAUGAUAUGGCAACAAAGUAAAAGCACUAAAUUGGAUUGCAUAUUGUUUUAUUGUAAUGUAUAUAUAUACAUAUGUGUAUAUGUAACAGGACGGAGGCUGGGUGCAACGAGCGGCUUCGUGUAUCGCAAGCAAGCGUCUUCAUCACAAUGCAAAAGAGCAAGGCUCGUUGUUGCUGAUCAUUUUACUAGAGUGCAACCUGAUUAUUUCAUGUGUUGUUAUUACCACAAUAAUUGAUCUCAGAGGAACGGGGGUUUAUAUAGUAGAUUUAUAUGAUAGCUGGUGGCUUGUUAAGUAGCACACAUACCUUUAACUAAACUUGGGAAAUUAAAGGACCUUGGCUUUUUAAGGUACCCACAGGCUUACUUAAACAGGUUAUCUUUCACAGAAGACAAAUAUGUUUGACAGUACACUAGCUAGAUGUAACUGUAAUGAGAUGACAGCCCCCCCCCCCUCCUUCUUUAUGCAUUACUAUGCUUUCAAAGGUAUUAUAUUUCUUGUUGUCCUACUGACCCUUGCUAGCAGAUAAAAGUUUUAUCUUGUGAACUUUGUACUAAUACCGUGGAUGUUGGCGUCCCAUAAAAAGGCUCAUAGGAUCUGCUGCAGACAAGCUAGUUUCUCCAGCUGUCUGAACUCGUCUGUGAAAAUGCCUGUUGACUACAAUGGAACGUGGGAGAUGGAAAGCAAUGAAAACUUCGAAGGCUAUAUGAAAGCUCUCGGUAUAGACUUUGCUACACGCAAGAUCGCUCAGCACCUGACUCAAACUAAAGUGCUCUCCCAGAAUGGCGACAAGUUUGAAACAAAAACCCUGAGCACCUUCAGAAACUACGAGUUGAACUAUACAGUCGGGGAAGAGUUUGAGGAGCACACCAAGGGGCUGGACAACAGAGUGGUCAAGACACUGGUGACGUGGGACGGUGACAAGCUGGUUUGUGUUCAGAAAGGAGAGAAGCAGAACCGAGGCUGGAAACACUGGAUUGAAGGAGACAAACUGCACCUGGAGAUUACAUGUGAAGACCAGGUCUGCCAUCAGGUUUUUAAGAAGAAAAAUUAAGCAGAACGGUUUUCUGUAUAUGUAUGAUGCAUAUGUUUUCUAUAAAACAUGUAUUAAAGUCUAAUACAAUGUAUGUGACAUUCAUAGUCAUCUAUUACUGUAAGACAGUAAAUAAUAAUAAAAAAAAGCUUUUA